This is a messenger RNA of Notolabrus celidotus (New Zealand spotty), 4612 nucleotides long. It is a transcript of the gene fbxw5, whose product is annotated as F-box and WD repeat domain containing 5. Gene Ontology annotation, cellular component: Cul4-RING E3 ubiquitin ligase complex; SCF ubiquitin ligase complex. Lineage: Eukaryota; Metazoa; Chordata; Actinopteri; Labriformes; Labridae. Gene Ontology annotation, molecular function: protein binding. The record is from RefSeq and is a predicted model, not a curated record. The coding region runs from base 139 to 1980 and encodes 613 amino acids. The transcript is spliced from 10 exons. Gene Ontology annotation, biological process: protein ubiquitination.
GAUGUAUGGAUCUGUUGGUCGAGUCUGCUCCAUUCACCUCUCCUGGAGGAUUGUUGUCAUUUUUUGGUAGCUAGCCGUCAGAGCUAGCUCGCCGCUUGAUUUUCUUUCCAACAUACUUUGAUCCAGCAGGAUGUUAGUAUGGAGUGUGUCCCAGUUCUGCCGGACAGCCUGGUGUUGGAGAUCUUCCUGCGUCUGCCCCACGAUGCUGUGCUGAGAGCUGGUCUGACCUGCAGACAGUGGCUCGCUGUCUCCAGAGAUGAGUUCCUUUGGAGGGAGCUGUUCUACAGCUACUACCGCAUUCCACGCUCUGUGCCCAGACAUCCAGCGGCGGUGUCGUGGUACAGGGAGUUCAGGCGUCUGUUCGACUGUAUCCCCUGUGUGGAGGUUCAGACGCUGAGAGAGCACAGUGACCAAGUCCUUCACCUGGCUUUCUCUCACAGGGGUCACCGGUUCUCCUCCUGCUCUAAGGACUGCACUGUGAAACUAUGGGACACAGAACGGCAAGAUGGCAACAUCGUUAUGGUGCACAGCUCCAGCAUGCGUCAGUUCAACUGGGGCUACACUCAGUUCUCCCAGUUCAACGCUGAUGACACCCUGCUGCUCGUGUCCGGGGUCUACCUGGGCCCACACCACUCCUCGUCCGGGGAGAUCGCCGUCAUCAGCUUGGAAAACUACACGCUGUUAUCACGUGUGAGGAACAAGCCGUACGAUGUUUUCGGCUGCUGGCUGAACGAGACCCACCUGAUCUCUGGGAACCUGCAUUGGAUCGGGAACAUGACGUCGUGCUCUGUGCUCUGGCUCAACAAAGCCUUCCAGGAUGUUGAAUCAGAGAACGUCAACGUCGUAAAGCGCCUUUUCAAGAUCCAGAACAUCAACGCCAGUACCAUCCGCACGGUGAUGGUGGCCCACUGCCGCCGCCACGACACCCCAGACCUGCUGCUGGACUACGAGGCUCAGUCUCAGGCUCGGCGGCAGAAGGGGCAGCAGCAGCAGCAGCACCAGCCUCUCCUCUUCGACCUUGGGACCUCCGGCAGCGAGGAGGAAGACGAGGAAGAAGAGGACGAGGAGCGUCAAAGGGAAGCAAAGUGUCAUGGCCUUUGCACCGGCCGCCUUCCUCAGCCCACUUACUCUGGCCUGGAGCAUGUUAUACAGAGUCGUAAAAAGGUCGGAACACAAGAGCUGCAGAUUGAGACGCACGUGGCUAAGAUGAUGGGCAGAUCGUUCACAGCGCCUGCCUCUGACUUGAUCGAGCCGUCUGAGCCUGGAGAGGGAGAGGACAAAACUUACUUACUCUUCACCACUGGCAGCCUUACUUACUCUCCUCACCAGAUAGGUAUUAAGCGGAUUAAGCCCGAUCAGAUGACCACGUCCGGUCCUGUUCUCGGGGAGGAGCGGAGUUCAGAUGAGUUUUUUGAUUCCUUAGAUCACGUCAUCGACAUCCAUGGACACAUUAUUGGAAUGGGCCUUUCUCCAGACCACCGGUACCUUUACGUGAACAGUCGGGCGUGGCCUGCCGGGUGUGUGAUCUCAGACCCCAUGUCGCCCCCACCCAUCGCAGAGGAGAUCGAUCUGCACGUGAUCGACCUGAAGAGUCUGAGGGAGGAGAGGAGGAGUCUACGCGCCCACCGAGCCUUCACGCCCAACGAUGAGUGCUUCUUUAUCUUCCUUGAUGUCAGCAGAGACUUUGUGGCCAGUGGAGCAGAGGACAAGCACGGCUACAUCUGGGACCGACACUACAACAUCUGCCUGGCACGUCUGGCGCACGACGACGUGGUGAACUCGGUGGCGUUCAGCCCCGCCGACCAGGAGCUGCUGCUGUCCGCCAGCGACGACUCAACCAUCAAGGUGUGGCGCUCACCACACAUGGUCCGCCUCGCUCAUACCUCCUCUCGACCGCCGAGGCCCCGCAGCGUCCUGACGUCCUGGCUGAGCCGAAGCAAGAACUCAACGCCUGCCAGCAGUGUGAAUGGAAAACCAUGAGUCAGGGUUUGGAAAAAAACACAAACAUGUGCAGCGGGAGGGAGAGGGAGGGGAAAGUCUGAUCUUUUCCUCUGUGGUGUGAAUAUAAUAUACCUACACUCCAUGUAUAUGUACAGUGUGGGAAGAGUUGGUGGUUUUGCUUGAGCUCACAGUGUUUUUGACACACAGAAGUGCUCGUUUACUUCAGCUGAAGGAGACGGUUUGUGAUGUGACUCAGGGUUAGACACAAGAGAGCGCCAGAGCACCAGCACAAGGACAGGAAGUAGCACAGACUCUGAGUGCUGUGGACAGGAGUGAUGUGAGUUUUUAUCACAGAUAGAGAUAGAGUAGACACCUAAACGCACAAGACAGACAUCCAAACAUGUUCCCCCAAGAGACUUGUGUUGCCUGUUUUUAUCUUUCUGGAUGGGUCAGACACAGGAACCAUGGACCUGAGGUGUAAUUGUGUGUAAAUGUUCUGCAGAGAUGAACCCUUAUGUCCUGCUCAUCAGAGGCAAAAUGCUGUACGUGAGAAAAAAAAUCUGAAAUGUUGUGUCUUAUUUAUGGAUGUAUCCAAUUGAUGUCUUGAGUCACAAACCCUGUUUCCAGAGAAUCAAAAAAAAAAAAAAAGGGAAGCCGGCAUAGAGCUGCCUGCUUUAGCUUCAUCCCAACACAUUGUUUUUGUGCCCCUGGAAUGACAGACCGCUUUUCUAUUCAACGUAGAAUUAUUCAGUCAUUUGAUCUACAAGAGUUUCUAAAAAGUUUGUGUAGCUAAUUGUUAUUUGGACCUAUAUAACGUAGACGUUUAUUUUAUCACCUUCAUUAAAUCGUCACGCAAAGCCGCAUCCUUUAAUUUUUGACAUAUCAGGAUUGGAUUUUUACCUCCUGGACCUUUUUUUUUUUAAUAUAGCAUUUUUUGUCUUUCCCCAUCAUUACAGAAGUUUGUUUAAAAUCCAUGUAUGGAGUGUAAGGUGCAUGGAUGUAUUGAACAUGCACAGAGCCCCUGUGAAACGGUUCUGUCAGAUCUCUUUGGGUGUUUUUAGAGCAAAAAAAAGAAGAGUCACCACUACACUUUCCUUGAAAUGUUCCCUAUUGUGUUCUUUUCUUUAACAUGACACAUUUUUUUUGAACAUGUUGAAUCAUAUAUUUAUAUAUAUAUAUGAUGUUCAUAUAUUUAUGGACUUUAUAUGCCCUUAAGGCUACAUUGUGCAUGAUUGUGUGCUUGUGACGAAGUAAAAAAGGCCCCCUCAGAUGCUGUUCAAAGGACACAUUAACAUUAAUUGAUUUAAAGGUACAGUGUGUAAUCUUCAGCAGCAUUCAGCAGAACAGACUUGGUAGAAACAGUAAACGAUAUUCAUAAGUAAGUUAAAAUGAGUGUCAAAGCCUCAAUUUAAAUAUCUUUCUAAUUGUUAACUAAGAAUGAGUCUUUUAUAUCCACAUAGGAGCAAAUCUCCUUCCUCAGAGGCCGCCAUGUUUCUACCGUAGAACAGAACGGACAAACUAGUAACAUGUGCUUUUUUGUAUUUAGUGAGUGGCCACACAAAGCGCACUGGUUGGAAGACAAGAAAAAGAGAUUUGUUGUGUGUAUUGGGGGAAGGUUUUGAUGGUGGAAACUUGACUUAUGGAUCAUGCAUCACAGGAGCUUCUUGUCCUCGAAGGCCACCGUCGCUCCAACGACGGGAGGGGUGAGAGCAUGGGAGCGUUUCUAUUUCUACACACUGUACCUCUAAGUGGAUAUUCUAUGGGGGUAAAAAAAAAUGUUGCUGUCACAGUUUGGAGCAGAAUUGACUCAGGGUAAGAACAAUAAACAAAAAGAAGAAUUCACAGACAUUUCCAGCCUUACAAUAACACCACAUUUGAUGACUUCGACAUGGUAUGCACAUUUUAAACAACCUAAAAAGAUCAAAGGAUUUCUUGAAGUUUGUCGCGUAAAAUACCCAAAAUUAAUUUAAAUCUUCAUCAUUACAAAAUCCUAAAUACUGUGAAGUAGUCUGAUGAUUAGAUCAAUUGAAAAAGUGGAGACCCUCCUCUUAAUUGCCAAAUUGGAAUCUUUUUUUUUCCCCCACCUUUUAAAGAAUAAAUAUUUGUGUGAGCGAGGGUUACCCCUUCUAUUCCCAUCAUGCACGUAGUCUCUGUUCUUUCCAGUCUUAUAGCUCGGUGUCUCCAAUAAGAACAAAAACAAAACAAAAAGUGACACGUCUGAUGUUUUGUUUACAGUCACAAAGAGGGUCAGGUACUUUACCCGGUAGGUGUUUGUGACGGUUGAUAAAACCCUAAAACACUAACAUAUUUAUAAAUGAUUUGGUUGUAUUUGCAUGUCCAUUUGUAAGGAAACUGUGUGGAUUAGUCCCUUCUUCUUCGGCUGUCCCUUGCCACCUAUUGAGCAAUAUCUUCCAUGUUUUUUCCAGAUGUGUGUGAUAGGUCAUAAACUCUCUCCUUGCUUUUCUUUUACAACUUUCUUAUACGUUAUUUUGACUGUAGCUGCAUCUUUUUAAUCAUGUUUCAUGUCAACCUCUGUUGUUUUUUUUGGUACACCCCUGAAAUAAAAAGCAUGCCAUGAAAGCCCAGGUUGUUAUUGCAAAUGAGAAUUGGUUCUCAAUUAACUCACCUGGUUAAAUAAAGGUUAAAUAAAAAAUAAAAGGCCAGAAGUCUA